GCCAUGGCUUCACUUUCAUCCCUUCACUCCAUUUCUACUGCCUCCUUAAAGACUCUAUCUGCAUCUUCAUCUCAAAAGAAGAUACAGAAAGAUAACCAUCUUAAAGUUAUCCAAUGUAGAGCUAAUAAUAAAAGCCGUGAUCAAGAUAACCAUGGAAAUGAAACUAGCAGCACGAGUUUCAUUGAUAGAAGAGAUAUGCUUAUUGGUCUAGGAGGUAUAUAUGGUGCAACAACAGCUGGGUUUGGUACAGACCGCAAGCCGGCUAUUGCGGCUCCCAUAACUAUACCUGAUUUAUCAAAUUGUAGUCCAACAGAUCUUCCGCCUGGUGUGACAGGAAUAAACUGUUGUCCACCACCAACCACAAAAAUCGUCGAUUUUGAACUACCAUCUGCUUCUACUCCUCUAAGGGUUCGUCCAGCUGCUCAUUUAGUUGAUGAGGCUUAUAUCGCUAAAAUUAACAAAGCCUAUGAACUUAUGAGAGCUCUACCAGACGAUGAUCCACGUAGUCUAAUAAACCAGUCUAAUCUCCACUGUGCUUAUUGUGAUGCUGCUUUCAAUCAAACUUUAGCUGGUUUCCCUAACUUGGAAAUUCAAGUUCAUUCAGGCUGGCUUUUCUAUCCAUUCCAUAGAUACUAUCUUUACUUCCAUGAGAAAAUCUUGGGAAGUUUAAUUGAUGAUCCAACUUUUGCUUUACCGUUCUGGAACUGGGAUUCUCCUGCUGGUAUGGAAAUACCUUCUAUAUAUGCAAAUCCGGCUUCUUCUCUUUACAACAGACUUCGUGACGCGCUACAUCAGCCACCAGCUUUAAUUGAUUUUAAUUACAAUUUGGUUGAUUCUAAUCUCCCUGCACAGCAACUCAUUACAUCUAAUCUUACAACCAUGUACCGCCAAGUAGUGUCUGGUGGAAAGACACCCACACUUUUCCUAGGAUCUCCUUAUCGAGCCGGUGAUCCACCGGCCCCUGGUGCAGGAACACUGGAGUCUCUUCCCCAUAAUAUAAUACAUGGUUGGGUUGGAGAUAGAACACAACCUAACCUGGAAACAAUGGGUAGCUCUUAUAUUUCAGCGACGGAUCCAAUGUUUUUUGCUCAUCAUUCGAAUGUUGACCGCAUUUGGCUUAUAUGGAAGAGUUUAGGAGGGAAAAGAAAGGAUUAUACAGAUCCUGAUUUUUUAAAUGUUGGUUUGAUUUUCUACGAUGAGAAAAAACAGCUCGUGAGAGUGACGGUUAAAGAUUGUUUGGAGCACGAGAAAUUAGGUUAUAAGUAUCAGGACGUGGAGAUUCCAUGGCUGCAAACAAAACCCAAACCUCCUACAGGAAAGAAGGUCGACAAGAAUGCAGUUGGCAAGACAGAGUACCCUAUAACGCUCGACAAGACGGUGCAACUACUGGUUAAAAGGCCAGUUACAGAAAAACGAAGCAAGAAAGAAAAAGAAGAUAAAGAAGAGAUGUUGAUUAUAAGCGGUAUUGAGCUCAAUAGAUGUGCUCGUGUAAGAUUUGAUGUCUUUAUUAAUUAUGAUGGCGAGGUUGGUACAGAUUCAUGUGGAUGUGCAGGUAGUUUUACGAACCUACCACAUGCACAUGGAGAUAAAGAUGGCAACGGCGAAAAACUCAAGACUCCUUUGAAGUUAGCAUUAACUGAUAUCCUUGAAGAUUUAGAUGCUGAAGAUGAUGAGUAUAUUGUUGUUACUAUGAUACCAAGAAAGUCGACAGAAAAUGGGCAGGAGCAGGUUGUUACAAUUGAUGAUAUACAAAUCCAGUUUGAUUGAUCGAUACCAUAUCGAGAAUAAUUCAUCUUAAAAUGUUUGAAUUCUCUAUCUUUGUUAGUUACUUAAAUCUUUCCAUGUAUGUGUGGUUUUUAAUAAAAAUUCUUGAUCAAGGUAUAUAUGUUCCUUGACCCAUGCUUAAAUAUGUUCACCAUGCAGGAAACUGUAUGGUGUAACUGUAUUUACAACUUACAAGUCCAAGAAUGUCAAUUACAUUUUCACACAA
Molecule: messenger RNA, 1990 nt
Organism: Papaver somniferum (opium poppy)
Lineage: Eukaryota; Viridiplantae; Streptophyta; Magnoliopsida; Ranunculales; Papaveraceae
Product: polyphenol oxidase, chloroplastic-like
Exons: 2
Coding region: 4-1767 (587 amino acids)
Biological process (GO): pigment biosynthetic process
Molecular function (GO): catechol oxidase activity
Source: RefSeq, a predicted model, not a curated record